This is a messenger RNA of Eucalyptus grandis, 768 nucleotides long. RefSeq lists its product as uncharacterized. The record is from RefSeq and is a predicted model, not a curated record. NCBI's taxonomy places the organism in Eukaryota, Viridiplantae, Streptophyta, Magnoliopsida, Myrtales, Myrtaceae. Bases 1 to 768 code for a protein of 255 amino acids. The transcript has 2 exons.
AUGUCUUGUGCAAAGCCAGACUCUAUUCAAGAUCAGCUGGAUCGUCUACUUCUUGAACCUCCUGCUUCGGUUCUUGUUAAGGCCACCUCUACUGGCCGCAAAGCCUCUAUGAAGAGUUGUAGGCCCCUUUGGGAUGAUCUAAUCCAUUACAAUGAAGUCUUCCAGGACUUGCCUCGGAUUGUAGCUGGCGACUUUAAUGCCAUUAAGGACCCAUCGGAUAGGGUGGGGGGUUCGAACGCUUGGAUUCCAUCUUUUGACGAGUUUCAUUUAUGUUUAGCUCAAACCGAGUUGGUGGACCUUCGAUACAUUGGCCUCCGUUUUACCUGGUCUACUUCCUUUGGUGCUGCAAGGAAAAUGCGCAAGAUUGAUCGGGUCCUUAUUAACAAUCUGUGGAACCAUCGGUUCUCCUUCUAUCAAGCCUCAUUUCUCAAUCCGAGUAUAUUUGAUCACUCUCCUAUGAUUGUUAGAGUGCUUGAUCCGGUGUCGAGAAGGAAGCCGUUUAAAUAUUUUCAUUUUUGGUCCGAACACCCGGAUUACUCGUAUUGCAUCAAUCAAGCUUGGAAUACGCCAGUCUUCGGAGUGCCGAUGUUCCGCCUCGUGUCCAAGCUGAAAUUGGUUAAAGCUCGCCUCAUAUUACUCAACAAAGAGUCUUUCUCCAACAUUUCGAUGAAGACGGCUGAAGCUAGAGAAGCCCUUCGCAUCACUCAGGUUGGGCCUCAUGAUGAUCCUUCUAAUUCAUCUCUUGCUGACCUGGAAAAAAACCAGUGA